CGCUUUUUUUUCUAGGUUAACCAGAGACGACAUCGAGAGAUGAGGCUGAUAACGCACAACAUGCUCUCCUGCAACAUCAAAGGAGUCACGAACGGCUUUCCCCUCAAGAUCGAAGCUGAGAAAGUCAUCGAGAAGGAAGUCGAUUUCAACCCCGAUUUUCUCAAACACAUGUUCGCGAAGAUCGAGUGGAAGGCUCUGGUGGAAGCUGCUCGCGCCAUGGGGUACGGAGAGUUACCGGAAGAUUCUCCCGACGUGGCGGUGAUUGAGUCUGCAGACGAGACUUUCUUGAAGAAGCUUCAUCACGCGUUGCUGGAGAUUCACUUGGAGGAAGGCGCGCUUGUCUGCCCCGAGACGGGAAGGAAGUUUCCGGUUAACAAGGGGAUCCCUAAUAUGCUUCUCCACGAAGACGAGGUUUAAUUUGGUUAAAGAUUUAAAAUCAUGUUUUGGUUAUAAUGUUUUGUUAGGGUUUUUUUUGUGAGAUUUGAUGAUGUGUGUUAUUGAAUUUGAGUAAACCGAUUUGAUGUUUUGCGUAGUGUGAAUCUCUGUUAAACCGGUUUAGUUAGAUUUGAUCUAUCUGAUAAAAAAAUCAAUCGCAGUGGUUCACUCUUG
Molecule: messenger RNA, 609 nt
Organism: Eruca vesicaria subsp. sativa (arugula)
Lineage: Eukaryota; Viridiplantae; Streptophyta; Magnoliopsida; Brassicales; Brassicaceae
Source: the annotation of a GenBank genome assembly